AUGCCGAUUGAGGGAUGUUAUUGGAAAAUUAUUGGAAUUUUAAAUAAAAAUAAAAAGAAGUUAGUUCCAUAUAUUGAAGAAGAAAAAGAAAAGGAAGAAAAAAUUAGAAAGGAAGAGGAGAAGAGGAAAGAAGAGGAGAAACGGAAGGAAGAAGAAAAAUUGAAGGAACAACAAAAAAUUAGACAGAAUGCCAAAGAAAAACAAAAAAAGAAUGAAAAUGGAAUUUUUGAAGGAUUUGUUUGUGGACAAAUAAAUAAUGAAUAUUUGGUUUAUUUGCCUGAAGAAAAAGAAUUUGGACAUUUACCGAUGAGAGGAAAAAUGGAUAAAUUGUUGGGAAUGUGGAUACAAUUACAAUUACGUUUAAUUAACGGAAAAAGAAUGAUAGAAAAAUUUUCUGUGAUAGAACCAAGAAUGUUGUUAAUUGUGUCUCAGGAAAAUCGUGUUAUGUUCAAAGCAAAAAUAGAAGUUCCUCUCUUACAAAAUACUUCAUCUUUGCCUUUUUGUCGAUCACUUGGAAUUUAUGUUAAAGAUAAUUAUAAUUUAUUGCAAGCAAAACAUUGUGGACGUUUUAUCAACACAACAAUUGGGUGUUUGGUACAACCAUUGGAAAAUGAGGAAAAUUUAGUUCAGUUUGAAAUUUUGCAUAUUUUGGAACGUUAG
Molecule: messenger RNA, 660 nt
Organism: Meloidogyne enterolobii
Lineage: Eukaryota; Metazoa; Nematoda; Chromadorea; Rhabditida; Meloidogynidae
Source: the annotation of a GenBank genome assembly